Messenger RNA from Melopsittacus undulatus (budgerigar), 786 nucleotides. RefSeq names its product thyrotropin releasing hormone (gene TRH). Lineage: Eukaryota; Metazoa; Chordata; Aves; Psittaciformes; Psittaculidae. Gene Ontology annotation, biological process: histamine metabolic process; eating behavior; positive regulation of gamma-aminobutyric acid secretion. The transcript has 2 exons. Gene Ontology annotation, cellular component: secretory granule; extracellular region. Gene Ontology annotation, molecular function: thyrotropin-releasing hormone activity. The record is from RefSeq and is a predicted model, not a curated record. Bases 16 to 786 code for a protein of 256 amino acids.
ACCCUCAACCCCACAAUGCCAUCUAUUCAGCUGCCACUGUUGCUCCUCUGCCUGACCUUGUGUGGUGUGUGCCUCAAGGAGAGGCCACCCUUUCCAGAGGGAAGUGAGAACAUGGGAAGAAGUCCCCUGGACGAGAUCCUGCAGAGAUCUGACAGCCUCAUUCUCCAGUCUGUCUUCAAGAAAGCUGAAAAGGAAGGAGAGAUUAAUAAAGAAUCAAAUGUGCCUCUGCCAGAAUGGCUUUCCAAAAGACAACACCUUGGGAAAAAGUACUUGAGUGAGCUGGAGAAGAGACAGCAUCCUGGGAAAAGAGAUGUUGAGGAAGACACAUCUUAUGGAGACAUCCAGAAGAGGCAGCAUCCAGGGAAAAGAGAGAUAGAAGAUGACCUUAACAGCUCUCUGGAGCUGAAAAAGCGACAGCAUCCUGGCAGAAGGUCACUGUUGGCACAGGAUGCUGACAACCCUAGUUUACAGCUGGCCUACUUGAAUGAGUUAUCCAAAAGACAGCAUCCGGGCAGAAGGUAUCUGAUCUACAAGCACCAGCAUCCUAGCAAGAGAGGCUGGAAUGAUGAGGUAAACUUAAAUGAUCGAUAUGGUGAGAAACACCAGAACCCUGGAAAAAAGCACUGGAAUUUCAACAGCCCAGAUGAUGCAGGACCCUGCAACUUUCAGGAGUCCUUCACCUGUAACAAAGGCAGCUUGUUGCUUGAUCUAGUAGAAAAUGUUGGCAAAGAAAAACGCCAGCACCCAGGAAAGAGAUCAGCAUGGGAGGGUGAAACAGAAGAAUGA